AUGUCGGCCCCCUUUGAGGAACGUAGUGGGGUGGUUCCUUGCGGAACGCUGUGGGGCCAGUGGUACCAGACUCUGGAGGAGGUGCUCAUUGAAGUUCAAGUGCCUCCAGGCACUUGUGCGCAGGAUAUCCAGUGCGGCCUGCAGAGCCGGCAUAUGGCACUGGCCGUGGGUGGCCGUGAGAUCCUCAAGGGCAAACUCUUUGAUUCUACGAUAGCUGAUGAGGGAACAUGGACACUAGAAUCUGAAUAUGUAGCUGAUCCGUGGGUACAAGAUCAAAUGCAGAGAAAGCUGACAUUAGAGAGAUUCCAGAAAGAAAAUCCUGGUUUUGACUUCAGUGGAGUAGAAAUCUCAGGAAACUACACUAAAGGUGGACCAGAUCUUUCAAACCUUGAGAAGUAACUUUUUUUUUUUUUCCCUGCAUUUCUUGGAUUCUAGCAGAAGUUG
Messenger RNA from Tupaia belangeri chinensis (Chinese tree shrew), 444 nucleotides. Its product is annotated as nudC domain-containing protein 2-like. Gene Ontology annotation, cellular component: cytoplasm. NCBI's taxonomy places the organism in Eukaryota, Metazoa, Chordata, Mammalia, Scandentia, Tupaiidae. Gene Ontology annotation, biological process: protein folding. The record is from RefSeq and is a predicted model, not a curated record. Bases 1 to 399 code for a protein of 132 amino acids. The transcript has 2 exons.